Rhizoctonia solani is the source of this 1182-nucleotide messenger RNA. RefSeq lists its product as uncharacterized. The coding region runs from base 1 to 1182 and encodes 393 amino acids. The record is from RefSeq and is a predicted model, not a curated record. Lineage: Eukaryota; Fungi; Basidiomycota; Agaricomycetes; Cantharellales; Ceratobasidiaceae. The transcript has a single exon.
AUGACGUUGCUGAGUCCCAAUCAUAAGGAACUGAGCGGGGGAGCCCCCUCGCGAACCUCCCAGGCCGAACUUGCUGCACUCAGCGUUCGGAUUGGAAUAGCCUUCGAGUUUAUGAACCCUGCUGCUCGCGAAACCGAGUCGCAGCAAGUUGAGCGCCACAUGCGUAUCGUGUAUGCUAUCCCUGAGCAUCGGGAAUACAUGCGAACUGGAACAUCAUCAGAGCCCGUGCUGGCUGAGGCGGCUUCAAAUUAUCUUCAUGAUGUCUCUGGGGAUGGUGGAAUAGCUGUUCUAGCCCCCCGAAUCCUGGCAGACAACUGUCAAAAGGGGUUUCUUGCAAGAGGCGAGCGAGGAGAGCUUUGCGGCCGACUUCUGGUGACAAUUGCACACGAUAUUGCUUUGACAAGAGCCCCUUAUACAAUCGGCCUACCGUUGGAGGAUCUUGAACCAAUAUUUCAUCGAGCUGUGCCUGUUCUGGCCUUUCUCCGUUCACUGUUUGCGAGCGAACAUCACGAAGCUAUCCUGAAGGCAACCCCAGUGUCCGACGAAGAGGAAGGAAAAUCUUUAGAGGUCGUGUUUAAGGAUGCUUUUAUUUCUUUCUCUCAUUUCGCUCUUGCCGAGGACUCCGAUAUGCUGUCGUCUAAAGCGCUUAGGACAGCCCUGUUCCGCGGGAUGGCGAUGCAAGCUAAGGACAACCAGCCCUCAAUCGAUGCGGUAAUUCCGAUACAUAUGGGGUCUAUUGAUCAAGCAAUCACGACGGAGACCACUUCUGCAAUCAACCUUCAGUUCAAGAACCGGAAAAACUCUCUCGACUGCUCUGUCGACCGCACAAUCACAGAUGCUGAUACGGAGAAACCAGUGAUAUCAAUUGUGUUUGAGUUCGGAGAGACGAAUGACGCGCUUCCACGCAUACAAGUUCGCCACGAACAUCAUCGCAGAACCCGAAGCAAUAGAACUCACCCUGACGACAAACACUACUCGUUUGUUACUCGCGGCUUUGGUCCAAAAACUUACGAGUCGAUUCCUGCCGAAGCCACGCGAUACUACCGGGCCAUAUUGGCUACCCGUGGUCUGAAGGAUGAUUUCCCUCGAGCCAAGAGCGCGUGUUCGUGGAGGCUCCUUAGGGAACUGAAGCCCACUUUCGACGGCACAGACUGUUGCGCUAAAUGGGACAGCUGGGCCUGA